This is a messenger RNA of Magnusiomyces paraingens, 1383 nucleotides long. RefSeq lists its product as uncharacterized. Gene Ontology annotation, molecular function: D-serine ammonia-lyase activity. Gene Ontology annotation, biological process: D-serine catabolic process. The record is from RefSeq and is a predicted model, not a curated record. The coding region runs from base 1 to 1383 and encodes 460 amino acids. NCBI's taxonomy places the organism in Eukaryota, Fungi, Ascomycota, Dipodascomycetes, Dipodascales, Dipodascaceae. The transcript has a single exon.
AUGUCUGCUGCUCUUUCUGAUCUCAAACUAGCCAAGGAAUACAUCGGCAAGCCUGCCAAUUCUCUUCCAUCCCCAGCUUUUAUCGUCGACAAGUCCCGUGUAGCUAAUAAUGUCCGCCGAAUGCUGACGAAGGUCGCGGACCCGUCCAUUGCCGCUGCCCUAGCAACUACGGCCAACCCGACUCGGACACUGACUUUCCGUCCACAUAUCAAGACUCUCAAGUCCUUGGAAGUUACACGUGCUGCACUUGGAUACUCAAUUAAUGGACCGGCGCACGAUUUGGCUGUGGCUGAUCUUCCUAAGUUUGAUGCAGUCGUGGCAUCCACACUCGCGGAAAUCCGCGGCGUAAAGGCUCUAGUCCAGGAGGGAAUCCUCAAAGACAUCAUCUACGGUGUUCCUGUGUCUCGCUCUCACCUCCCAGAGCUUUCUGCUCUUCGCAAAGAAUACUCUGCUCUUAUUCCUGGAUUUAAUCUUUCGCUAUUUGUUGACGAUGUCGGUCAACUCGAGCUCAUUGAUACUGCAGCUAUCCCAGAUGAUUCCCCUUGGCAAGUUGUGGUCAAGAUUGAUGCAGAUGAGCAUCGUGCAGGUGCUCGCGUGGGCACCCCAGAGUUCGAGGCUCUCAUCAAAGAAAUUGAAUCUUCGCCAUUGGCGACUCUCCGUGGAUUUUAUGCCCAUGCAGGAAUGAGCUAUGAUGCUUGGGAUCUUGCUGCUGUUCAACAACACUUGGCUCGCGAGCUUGGUGCCGUUACCGGAGCGGCGACUUCUGCACGCACUAUUUUAAAGUCAGAGUCUCACUCGUUUUUACUUUCCAUUGGUGCUACUCCUACUGCCCAUGCACUUUCCCACCCUGAUGUUCAAGCUCUUGCUCAAACAGGUCUGCACGCUGAUGAUACACUAGAGUUACAUGCUGGCAACUUUGUUGCACUCGAUCUUCAGCAAGUCUCUACCUCACUGGCUGCUCUCGAUGAUGUGGCAUGCUGGCUUCAGGCAGAGACUGUAGGUUAUUACCCGACGCGCGGAGUAUCUGGUGGCCCCGAGUAUCUUUUGAAUGCUGGUGUGUUGGCGUUGACCAGAGAACCCGGGCAUGGUGAUCCUUCAAAAGUCGAAAUGGCUCGUGGGCUUGCGCGUGCACGGGUUCCUUGGGAAGCUUCUACAACAGGUUGGGUCAUUUCUAGAGUUUCGCAGGAGCAUGGAAUUUUAGAGCGUGUCGGUCCCGUAACUGGGUCUGAGUCCGAGGCUGAACUCAAGCCAUGGAAGUUGGGUGAUAAGGUUGCAUUGUACCCGCAACAUGCGUGUAUCAUUGCAGCCAUGCACAAGUUCUACUUUGUGGUUGAUGGUGGGGAUACCGUUGUUGAUGUUUGGGAGCCUUGGAAGUUUUGGUAA